AUGCCGUGUGAAACUGGGGACAUGGGAGGACCAGGUUUAUUUCCUGCCAUUCUCAAUCUUGCCAGCAAUGCUCACAUCAGCACCAAUGCUACCUGUGGAGAGAAGGGGCCAGAGAUGUUCUGUAAGCUCGUGGAGCAUGUGCCUGGUCGACCUAUACGAAAUGCCCAAUGCCGGAUUUGUGAUGGCAAUAGUGCAAACCCCAAAGAACGCCAUCCGAUAUCAAGUGCAAUAGAUGGUACUAAUAACUGGUGGCAAAGUCCCAGUAUUCAGAAUGGGAGAGAAUAUCACUGGGUCACAAUCACCCUGGACUUAAGACAGGUCUUCCAAGUUGCAUAUGUCAUCAUUAAAGCUGCCAAUGCACCCCGACCUGGAAACUGGAUUUUGGAGCGUUCUCUGGAUGGUACCACAUUCAGCCCCUGGCAGUAUUAUGCAGUUAGUGACACAGAGUGUUUGACGCGGUAUAAUAUAACUCCAAGACGUGGGCCGCCCACCUACAGGGCGGAUGAUGAAGUGAUCUGCACCUCAUACUAUUCUAGACUGGUUCCACUUGAGCAUGGAGAGAUUCAUACAUCACUAAUCAAUGGCAGACCAAGUGCAGAUGAUCUUUCCCCCAAGUUGUUGGAAUUUACCUCUGCAAGAUACAUCCGCCUUCGCUUACAGCGCAUUAGGACACUCAAUGCAGAUCUCAUGACUCUUAGUCGAAGAGACCCUAAGGACCUUGAUCCUAUUGUUACAAGACGAUAUUACUACUCAAUAAAAGACAUUUCUGUUGGUGGGAUGUGUAUUUGCUAUGGACAUGCUAGUAGCUGCCCAUUGGAUGAAACUACAAAGAAACUACAGUGUCAAUGUGAACAUAAUACCUGUGGUGAGAAUUGUGACAGGUGCUGUCCUGGGUACCACCAGCAGCCAUGGAGACCUGGAACCGUUUCAUCUGGAAACACCUGUGAAGAAUGUAAUUGUCACAAUAAAGCCACGGACUGUUAUUAUGAUGAAAAUGUUGCGAAUCAGAAGAGAAGUUUGGAUACUGCUGGACAGUUCAGAGGAGGAGGGGUUUGCAUAAAUUGCUUGCAGAACACCAUGGGAAUCAAUUGUGAAACUUGUAUCGAUGGGUACUACAGACCACACAAAGUUUCUCCUUAUGAGGAUAAGCCUUGCCGUCCCUGCAACUGUGACCCUGUGGGGUCUCUCAGUUCUGUCUGUAUUAAGGAUGAUCUUCAUUCUGACUUACACAAUGGGAAGUGGCCAGGUCAAUGUCCGUGUAAGGAAGGGUAUGCAGGAGAAAGAUGUGAUCGCUGCCAACUUGGCCAUAAGGGUUACCCAAACUGUGUCCGCUGUGACUGCAGUCUGGCUGGCAGUGUGAACAACGACCCGUGCACAGAGCCGUGUCUUUGCAAGAAAAAUGUUGAGGGAAAGAACUGUGAUCGUUGCAAGCCAGGAUCCUAUAACUUGAAGGAAAGCAACCCGCAGGGCUGCUCUGAGUGCUUCUGCUUCGGUGUUUCUGAUGUCUGCGACAGCCUUUCUUGGCCGGUUGGUCAGGUGAAUGACAUGUCUGGGUGGAUGGUCACCGACCUGAUCAGUCCGAGUAAGAUUCAGUCUCAGCAGGAUGUGCUGGGUGGGCACCGUCAGGUCAGCAUCAACAACACAGUGGUCCAGCAUAGGCUGGCCUCCACAUAUUACUGGUCAGCCCCCGAGGCCUACCUCAGAAAUAAGCUGACUGCAUUUGGCGGCUUCCUGAAAUACACGGUGUCUUACGACAUUCCCGUGGAGACUGUGGGCAAUGAUCUCGUGUCUCACGCUGACGUCAUCAUUAAGGGAAAUGGACUUACAUUAAGCACACAGGUUGAGGGCCUGUCGUUGCGACCCUAUGAAAAGUACAUUAAUGUGGUUAGACUUGUGCCUGAAAACUUUCGAGAUUUCAAUAACAGAAAGGAGAUCGAUCGUGACCAGCUGAUGACCGUCCUUGCCAAUGUGAGUCAUCUGUUGAUCAGAGCCAACUACAAUUCUGCAAAAAUGGCUCUUUAUAGGUUGGAUUCUGUCUCUCUGGACACAGCUAGUCCCAAUGCGGUAGACCUGGCAGUUGCCCCUGAUGUGGAGCACUGUGAAUGCCCACAAGGUUACACAGGGACCUCCUGUGAGUCCUGCCUCUCUGGCUAUUACCGCGUGGAUGGCAUACUCUUUGGAGGAAUUUGUCAACCGUGUGAAUGCCACGGCCAUGCAACGGAGUGUGACAUUCACGGUGUUUGCUUUGGGUGUGCACACAACACCACAGGAGACCAUUGUGAGCAGUGCUUGCCUGGCUUCUACGGGGUGCCUUCCCGAGGGACACCUGGGGACUGCCAGCCUUGCGCCUGCCCUCUUGCUGUAGCCUCCAACAACUUCAGCCCCACCUGUCACCUUGAUGAUGAAGGCGAAGUGGUCUGUGACCAGUGUGCUCAGGGAUACUCGGGGACUUGGUGUGAGAGAUGUGCAGAUGGUUACUAUGGAAACCCAGCCGUGCCCGGGGAAUCCUGUGUUCCCUGUGACUGCAGCGGCAAUGUGGACCCCUCAGAGCCUGGGCACUGUGACUCAGUGACUGGGGAGUGCCUGAAGUGCAUAGGGAACACAGACGGUGCCCACUGUGAGAGAUGCGCAGAUGGGUUCUACGGGGACGCCGUGACAGCCAAAAAUUGCCGUGCCUGUCAGUGCCAUGAACAAGGUUCCCUGUCUGCCGUGUGUCAUCAUGAGACUGGACUCUGUGACUGUAGACCGCAUGUGACUGGACAGCAGUGUGACCAGUGCUUGCAUGGCUAUUACGGGUUGGACAGAGGCCUCGGCUGCCUGCCCUGUAACUGCAACACGGCGGGCUCCAUGUCGGAUGACUGCACGGAUGAAGGCCAAUGUCGCUGUGUACCAGGUGUAGCUGGGAAAAGAUGUGACAGGUGUUCACAUGGCUUCUACGGGUACAAGGAUGGUGGCUGUACACCCUGUGACUGCCCUCAUACUCAGAACACUUGUGAUCCAGAGUCGGGAGAAUGCACCUGCCCUCCUCAUACACAGGGUCCGAAGUGCGAAGAGUGUGAGGAAGAGCACUGGGGCCACCACCUGGAGCUGGGCUGCCAGGCCUGCAAUUGUAGCCGUGUGGGAUCGGUCAGUCCUCAAUGCCAUGUGCUCACCGGGGAUUGCCAUUGCAAGUCUGAAUUUGGUGGACGGAGAUGCGAUCAGUGCUCCCUGGGUCACAGAGACUUUCCAGACUGUGUCCCCUGUGACUGUGACCUGAGGGGGACUUUGGCAGACACCUGCGACCUGGAUCGAGGUCUCUGCGAGUGUGCAGAGGAAACUGGAACUUGCUCUUGCAAGGAAAAUGUCUUUGGCCUUCAGUGCAGUGAAUGUCGAGCCGGCACCUUCGCACUCCAGGCAGACAACCCUCUGGGGUGCAGCCCCUGCUUCUGCUUUGGGCUGUCGGGCAUCUGCUCAGAGCUGGAGGGCUACGUGAGGAUCCCAGUGACGCUGGAUUCAGACCAGCCUCUCCUGCGAGUGGUUUCCCAGAGUAACCUGAGAGGCACGGCCGAGGGGGUGUAUUACCAGGCCCCCGAUGUCUUGCUAGAUGCUGUGACUGUCCGGCAGCAUGUUAAGGCAGAGCCGUUUUACUGGCGGCUGCCGAAGAUUUUCCAGGGAGACCAGCUCAUGGCCUACGGUGGCAAACUAAAGUACACCAUCGCCUUCUAUUCCUCUGAUGGCGUCGGCACCUACAAUUUUGAGCCCCAAGUUCUCAUCAAAGGAGGUCGGAUCAGAAAGCAGGUCAUUUACAUGGAUGCACCAGCCCCAGAGAAUGGAGUGAGACAGGAACAAGAAGUGGCAAUGAAAGAGAAUUUUUGGAAAUAUUUUAAUUCUGUUUCUGAAAAACCUGUCACACGCUCGGAUUUUAUGUCCGUUCUUAGCAAUAUUGAGUACAUCCUCAUCAAGGCAUCAUACGGUCAAGGGUUACAGCAAAGCAGAAUCUCAGGUAUUUCACUGGAGGUUGGCAGGAAGGCUGAAGCAUUGCACCCAAAGAGAGAGGUGGCAUCCCUUUUAGAGAACUGUCUCUGUCCUCCUGGUACGGCUGGAUUCUCAUGUCAGGACUGUGCUCCCGGGUUCUACAGAGGGAAACUCCCAGAAGGUGGUGGCAGGGGACCCCGACCUCUGCUUGCCCCUUGUGUGCCCUGUAAUUGCAACAACCACAGUGAUGCUUGUGACCCCGAAACUGGGAAGUGCCUGAACUGCAAUGAUAAUACAGCUGGUGACCACUGCGAUGUGUGUGCUCCCGGCUACUAUGGGAAGGUGACCGGCUCGGCCAACGACUGCUCUCUGUGCACCUGUCCUCACAGCUACCCUAACAGUUUCAGCCCCACAUGUGUCCUGGAAGGUGAUCAUGAUUUCCGUUGUGAUGCCUGUUUGCUGGGCUAUGAAGGUCAAUAUUGUGAAAGGUGCUCUUCCGGCUAUCAUGGGAACCCUCAAACACUGGGUGGCAGUUGUCAGAAGUGUGACUGCAGCCCACAUGGCUCUGUUCACAACAACUGUGACCGCGUAUCUGGGCAGUGUGUCUGCAGGCCAGGAGCCACUGGGCUCCGAUGUGAGGAAUGUGAACCGAGGCACAUCCUGGUGGAAAGUGAUUGUGUUUCUUGCAAUGAUGAGUGCGUAGGUGUGUUGCUGAAUGACUUGGAUUAUGUUGGCGAUGCCCUUGUGUCUAUGAAUGUCACCGGUGUUAUCCCCAUCCCAUAUGGAAUUUUAUCCAACCUGGAAAAUACAACUGAUUAUCUCCGGGAAGCUUUAUUACAAGAAAACUCUCAAAAGGAAAUGGCAAAAAUGCACUGGGAAGGCGUUGUAGAACAAACAGACAACCUGCAAAAAGAGCUCACUAGAAUGGUAACGAGGAGCCAGCAGGUGAAGAGGGAAACUGAGAGGAUCCUCAGUGAGAGCCAGGACCUGGCAACUUCCAUUGAGUGGCUUCAGAUGAACAUCAGAGAAAUGCUUGAAAAGGCAACAACUUUAAAUCAGACGUUGGACAAAGAUUUCCAGUUCCCCAAUUCUACUCUUCAGAAUAUCUGGCAGAAUAUUACAGCUUUGCUGGAAAACAUACAGAAAAGACAUUUCAUGCAGUUGCACCAAAAUGCUGCCCUUGAACUCAAGGCUGCUGAAGACCUAUUGUCACAAAUUCAGAAAAAUUACCAGAAGCCACAGGAAAGAUUAGAGAAAUUAAAAGAAGCAACAGAUGUCCUCCUUUCAAAGCACAGCAGAGAACUUCGGGCAGCAGAAGAUCUUGUGAGAGAAGCAGAGACGAAGAUACAGGAAAUCAAUCGCCUGCUGCCCAUUGUCAACUCUAGCCUGAGAGAAUUCAAUGAUAAAAAGCUGCAUGUCCAAGAAGAACAAAACUUGACCUUGAAACUGAUCGCCAAUGGAAGAAGAUUGAUAGAUGCUGCCAUUGCACUUGAAAAUGCUGCCCCAAAUGCUCUAACACAGUUGGAGCAUCAGUGGGAUGAGCUACUUUUAUGGACUGCCAAAAUUAGGCACCAUGUAGAUGAUCUGGUCAUGCAGAUGUCCAAAAGGAAUGCAGUUGACCUUGUCUACAGAGCCGAGGAUCAUGCAGCUGAGCUCCAAAGAUUAGCACGUGUGCUGGACAGUGGCCUUGAAAGCGGCAAACAUGUGUCCCUGAAUGCCACCAGUGCAGCCCAUGUCCAUUCCAACAUUCAGAACCUGAUCGAAGAAUCUGAGACACUGGCUAAAGAUGCUCACCAGAUGGUGACUAAGUUCUCAGGAGCCCUUGUUUCUAAUGGGAAAGCGGCUCUGCAGCAGAGUUACAAAUCCCUAAAGGAAGCCAACAACCUCAGCAGAAAGCGCCAAGGGAUCACUUUGAAACUGAGUGAUGUGAAAAGAGCAGCAAACAGAUUUCAAGAGAAUGCUGAUAAAAUUAUUAGGCAGACCAACGACUCACUCUUGAUCCUUAGAGCAAUUCCUGAAGGUGUGAGCGACAUAGGACUCCAAACCAAAGAGCUGGCCACUUCUGCAAAUCAGAAUGCAGUGAGCACACUGAAGGCCGUCAUGGGAUUGAGCCAGAAGCUGUUGAAUACAUCAACUGGCCUGUCCAGAGUCAAUGCCACAUUGCUAGAGACAAAUAAACUUCUCCAGGACUCUACAAUGACCACUCUAUUAGCUGGAAGAAAAGUUAAAGACAUGGAAACACAAGCCAAUGUUUUAUUUGAUCGGUUGAAGCCUUUGAAGAUUUUAGAAGAGAAUCUGAACAGGAAUCUAUCAGAAAUUAAACUGCUGAUCAGCCAGGCCCGGAAACAAGCAGCUUCUAUUAAAGUUGCUGUGUCUGCAGAUAGAGAUUGCAUCCGGGCAUACCAGCCUCCGAUUUCUUCUACCAACUACAAUAACUUAAUACUAAAUGUUAAGACACCUGAACCCGACAACCUUCUUUUCUACCUCGGAAGCAGCUCCAGUUCUGACUUCCUUGCAGUGGAGAUGCGGCGAGGGCAAGUGGCCUUCCUCUGGGACAUGGGCUCUGGGUCAGCUCGGUUGGAAUUUCCAGACUUCCCCAUCAAUGAUGACAAAUGGCACACUAUCCAUAUUACCAGGUUUGGAAACACUGGUUCAUUGAGUGUGAAGGAAAUAAGUUCAACGCAAAAGCCACCACCAAGAACAAUUAAAUCCCCUGGAACAGCUAAUGUUCUGGAUAUAAAUAACUCAACACUAAUGUUCAUUGGCGGACUUGGAGGACAAAUCAAGAAAUCUCCUGCUGUGAAGGUUACUCAUUUCAAAGGCUGCAUGGGAGAGGCCUUCUUGAAUGGAAAAUCAAUUGGUCUGUGGAACUAUGUCGAAAGAGAGGGCAAGUGCCAUGGUUGCUUUGGAAGUCCGCAGGAGGAAGAUGCUUCCUUCCAUUUUGACGGGAGUGGAUAUUCCAUCAUUGAGAAGACACUCCGGACUACCGUGACUCAGAUUAUAAUACUCUUUAACUCCUUUUCACCUAAUGGGCUUCUUCUCUACCUCGCUUCAAAUGGCACCAAAGACUUUUUAUCCAUUGAGCUGGUCCAUGGCAGAGUUAAAGUCACCGUUGACCUGGGUUCAGGGCCUCUUGCUCUUAUAACAGACAGGCGUUACAACAAUGGAACCUGGUACAAAAUCGUCUUCCAGAGAAACCGGAAGCAAGGACUCCUAGCAGUUAUCGAUACAUACAAUACCAGUAAUAAAGAAACCAAGCAAGGCGAGACUCCAGGAGCAUCUUCCGACCUCAAUCGUCUAGAAAAGGAUCCAAUUUAUGUGGGUGGAUUACCUUGGUCAAGAGUUGUAAGGAAAGGUGUCACCAGCAGGAACUUUGUGGGCUGUAUCAAGAACCUGGAAAUAUCCAGAUCGACCUUUGAUUUACUCAGAAAUUCCUACGGAGUGAGAAAAGGCUGUGUACUGGAGCCUAUCCGAAGUGUUAGCUUCUUGAGAGGCGGCUACGUUGAAUUGCCACCCAAGUCUUUGUCACCAGAAUCAGAAUUACUGGCCACGUUUGUCACCAAGAGCAGCAGCGGCAUCAUUCUGGCUGCCCUCAACAAAGAAGUGGAGAAGCAGGGAUAUCCACAGGCACCUGGGCCCUUCUUUUCCAUCAUGCUGAUUGGAGGCCACGUGGAAGUGCAUGUCAGUCCUGGGGAUGGAACAAGUCUGAGAAAAGCCCUGCUGCACGCUCCUACGGGCACAUUCAGUGAUGGACAAGAGCACUCCAUCUCCAUGGCUAGGAAUCAAAGAAUCAUCACUGUCCAAGUGGAUGAGACUAAUCCUGUAGAAAUGAAGUUGGGUCCUUUAGCAGAAAGGACGAUAAACAUAUCCAACCUGUACAUAGGAGGAAUUCCGGAGGGUGUGGAGACCUCGGUGCUUAAAAUGAGAAGAUCAUUCCAUGGCUGUAUCAGAAACCUGAUCUUAAACAUGGAGCUUUUGGAUUUCACUAGUGCUAUUGGCUAUGAGAGUGCAGAUUUGGACACCUGCUUGCUUUCAGAAAGGCCCAGUCUUCACAGAGAGGACAGCGAGCUCGUACCAGUGCCCCAGCCGGUCCCAGAACCAGAACAGUGUGCAGUGGACACAGUUCCAGAGUAUGUUUCCGGUGCCCAUCAGUUUGGCCUCACACAAAGUAGCCACCUCAUGCUGUCUUUCGAUCAGUUGGCUGUCAGAAAGAGGCUCUCCGUUCAACUAAGUAUACGGACGUUCGCUGCCAGCGGGCUGGUGUUCUACAUGGCCCAUCAGAACCAGCUGGACUAUGCUGUACUCCAGCUCCAUGGAGGCCGCCUGCAUUUCAUGUUCGACCUUGGUAAAGGCCGGACAAAGGUCUCUCACCCCACGCUGCUCAGCGAUGGCAAGUGGCACACGGUCAAGACAGAGUAUUUUAAAAGAAAAGGCUUCAUGACUAUCGAUGGCCAAGAAUCCCCUAUGGUGACGAUGGUGGGAGACGGAAUCACGUUGGAUGUGGAAGGGAAACUAUACCUAGGAGGCCUUCCUUCCAACUACAGGGCCCGGAACAUUGGGAACAUCACACACAGCAUCCCUGCCUGCAUUGGAGAGGUGAGAGUUAACAGCAAACAGCUGGACAAGGACAGCCCAGUGUCUGCCUUUGCAGUAAACAGGUGCUAUGCAGCGGCCCAGGAAGGAACUUUCUUCGAAGGAAGUGGAUAUGCAGCUUUUGUCAAAGAAGGUUACAAAGUGCGUUCAGACUUGAACAUCACACUUGAGUUCCGCACUACCUCAGAGAAUGGCGUUCUGCUGGGGAUCAGCAGUGCCAAAGUGGAUGCCAUUGGACUGGAGAUGGUAAAGGGCAAGCUCUUGUUCCAUGUUAACAAUGGUGCUGGGAGGAUAACGGCCACAUAUGAGCCCAAAGCUACUCUCUGUGAUGGAAAAUGGCACAUGCUUCAUGCCAACAAAAGCAAACACCGUGUGGUUCUGACUGUCGAUGGCAAUGAAGUUCAUGCUGAGAGUCCACACACUCAGUCCACCUCUGCAGAUACCAACAACCCCAUUUAUGUUGGUGGCUACCCCGCUAAUGUAAAGCAAAACUGCCUGAGCAGCCAGACCCCCUUCCGGGGCUGUUUGAGAAAACUGACUCUGAUCAAGAGCCCACAGGUGCAGUCCUUUGACUUCAGCAGAGCUUUUGAGCUCCAAGGAGUCGUCCCUCAUUCCUGCCCUGGGAUGGAGACAUGAAGUUAAGGCACAAGCCUUGGUUGGAAUCAUUGCUGAUAUUUGGAGGAGAAUUAUUUUUGUCAAAAAUCUCUUCAGAUUUCAUUUCCAACUCAGGUUCAGUGUUUCCAGAGAGAUAUAUUACAUUAAUGUUAAACUAAAAGCAUAUGUACAACAGAUACCUCUAUUAAAUAGUCUAAAAUGUAAAUUGAAAUC
Molecule: messenger RNA, 9375 nt
Organism: Tupaia belangeri chinensis (Chinese tree shrew)
Lineage: Eukaryota; Metazoa; Chordata; Mammalia; Scandentia; Tupaiidae
Gene: LAMA1
Product: laminin subunit alpha 1
Exons: 63
Coding region: 1-9183 (3060 amino acids)
Biological process (GO): regulation of cell adhesion; animal organ morphogenesis; blood vessel morphogenesis
Cellular component (GO): basement membrane
Molecular function (GO): signaling receptor binding; extracellular matrix structural constituent
Source: RefSeq, a predicted model, not a curated record